AUGGAAGAACUAGACAUAGACCUCAAGAUCCCUGACCCGUUACGAGCCGAUUGGUUCAUGGUUCUUGUCGACAUCCAAGCCGAUCUCAUCUACAACGCACUCGUGGUCUUAACCUCACCUCUCUUCCUCCUCUACCGCUCAUACCGCCGCGCAGCAGCUACCAUCUCCGCAGCAGAAAAGACGGUUAAACAUGCUCCAUCAAGGAUCAAGGGUGGUGCCGCGAGAGUUGUUAGGAGGACGUGGUUUGGUGUAAUGGGCGCAUGCCACGUGUCGGCAAUCAUGGUGGUGGCGAUAAUUUUGGCGGUUGUGUUCGGUGUUGGUAUUGUGAGUUUGUAUGUAGAAAAACCUGUGGUUCUGAGAGAAAGAUUGUUUUUUGAUUACACUGAAGAUACCCCAAGUGCGGUUUUUAGUUUCGACAAGAAGAAGAGACCGUUUGGUGUUCCCCUUGGACAUAAGGUUCAUGUCUCUUUAGUUCUGUGGAUGCCUGAAUCUGAGCUCAACCGACGAAUUGGAUUAUUUCAGUUGAAGGUAGAGCUUCUAUCACUGAAAGGCGAGAUAAUAGCAAGAUCAAGCCAACCUUGCAUGUUACGGUUCAGAAGCAAACCCAUAAGACUUGCACGAACGUUUGUGAUGAGUGUUCCACUUGUUGCUGGUAUCGCAAACGAAGCACAAACAAUGAGAAUAGAUGCCUUAACACACCAAGAGAAAUGGCCAAGAACAAGAGCCGUGAGAGCGACUCUGAUCCCACGUGCACAGACUCGGUUACUACCUCAGUUAUAUGAAGCUGAGAUUGUUAUAAACUCGAGACCGCCAUGGACCAAACGAAUGGCUUAUAAUUGGAGAUGGACUCUUUGCGUCUGGACUUCAAUGUAUCUUUAUGUCCCUAUUCUAGUCACCCUUCUAUGGUGUUUUAGACCGUUCUUGUUCCCUAACGUUACUUCAAGAAUCGUAGUGGAAAGCCAAAACUCAGAGAUGGAAGUGGUCGAAGAAGAAGUAGGGGGAAGAACAUUGAGGGAAAGAAGAAACAAGCCUCGUCGACGAACUUUCACUACGAGACAAGAAACUUAUGUAUAG
This is a messenger RNA of Eruca vesicaria subsp. sativa (arugula), 1074 nucleotides long. The record is from the annotation of a GenBank genome assembly. Lineage: Eukaryota; Viridiplantae; Streptophyta; Magnoliopsida; Brassicales; Brassicaceae.